Trematosphaeria pertusa is the source of this 1709-nucleotide messenger RNA. RefSeq names its product t-complex protein-like protein 1. Gene Ontology annotation, cellular component: chaperonin-containing T-complex. Bases 68 to 1663 code for a protein of 531 amino acids. Gene Ontology annotation, biological process: protein folding. The record is from RefSeq and is a predicted model, not a curated record. The transcript has 6 exons. Gene Ontology annotation, molecular function: ATP hydrolysis activity; ATP-dependent protein folding chaperone; ATP binding. NCBI's taxonomy places the organism in Eukaryota, Fungi, Ascomycota, Dothideomycetes, Pleosporales, Trematosphaeriaceae.
AGCAAAACUCGUCGAAGACUGUCACAAUACCCCUUGCUACCUUUGAGUUUUUCCCGCUACACACAUAAUGGCGACCCAAGUUGCAAGCGGCGGUGCCGGAAAUGCUACCUUCAGGGACAAGGAGAAGCCCAGAGCUGUUCGGAUAGCGAAUAUCGUCGCUGCCAGAGCUGUGGCCGACGCGAUACGGACUUCUCUCGGACCCAAAGGCAUGGACAAGAUGAUUCAAACCGGCAAAGGUGAGACCAUCAUCACCAACGACGGAGCGACCAUGCUGCACCAAAUGAGCGUCAUGCAUCCUACCGCGAAAAUGCUCGUCGACCUCGCGCACGCCCAGGACAUUGAAGCAGGAGACGGAACAACAUCAGUUGUGGUAAUAGCAGGAAGCCUUCUGGGUGCGGCUGAGCGGUUGUUGUCGAAAGGAAUACACCCAACCAUCAUAUCCGAGUCGUUCCAGCGAGCGGCAGCCUUCGCGAUAGAACUUCUGACGGACAUGUCUAUUCCUAUCUCGUUGAGUGAUCGGCCGACGCUACUCAAGACCGCGACGACAGCCCUCUCGUCGAAGAUUGUAGCGCAGGAGCCAAAGCUGCCGAUAAUGGCAGUGGAUUCUGUGCUCAAGGUCAUCGACCCCAAGACCGCAGACAAUGUCGACUUGAAGAACAUCAGGAUCAUCAAGAAGGCUGGCGGCACCAUUGACGAGAGCGAGAUGGUUGAUGGGCUGGUCCUUCAUCAACCCGUUGUCAAGAGCGCUGGCGGGCCUACAAUAAAAGAGAAGGCGAAGAUUGGCUUGAUACAGUUCCAGCUCAGCCCGCCCAAGCCGGAUAUGGAGAACCAGAUUGUGGUCAACGACUACAGGCAGAUGGACAAGAUUCUCAAGGAGGAGCGGACGUAUCUGCUGAACAUGGUCAAGAAGAUCCAGAAGGCGAAGUGCAACGUUCUUUUCAUCCAAAAGUCCAUUCUUCGGGACGCAGUCAACGAUCUCAGUCUACACUUCCUCUCGAAGCUUAAGAUCCUUGUCGUCAAGGACAUUGAGCGCGACGAGAUCGAAUUCAUCUGCAAGAGUACCGGCUGCAAACCUAUCGCGGACAUCGACUCAUUCACGGAAGACAAGCUCGGCUCCGCGGAUCUUGUCGAAGAAGUUCAAGCAUCAGGAGCGCGGUACGUAAAGGUAUCUGGCGUCAAGUCCGCGGCGUCGACCGUCUCCAUCGUUUGUCGAGGGGCCAAUUCUCUGAUUCUGGACGAGACUGAGCGCUCCUUGCACGACGCCCACUGUGCCAUACGCUCGCUUGUCAAGAAGAAGGCCCUCCUUGCAGGUGGCGGUGCCCCAGAGAUCGAGAUCGCACAUCGACUGUCGCUGCGCGCGCGCGAGUUGUCAGGCACCGAGGCCAUUUGCUGGAAAGCGUUCGCAGAUGCCAUGGAGGUUAUUCCGAACACCCUGGCAGAGAACGCAGGGCUAAACAGUAUCAAGGUGGUGACUGAGCUGAGGCAUCGGCAUGCUCAGGAUCAGAGGAAUGCAGGGGUCAGUAUCAAGAGCGGGGGUGUGAAGAACGACAUGGCAGAGGAGAAUGUGCUGCAGCCGCUGCUUGUGAGCACGAGUGCGAUUGAGCUGGCAGCCGAGACGGUCAAGAUGAUUCUGAGGAUUGACGACAUCGCCUUGUCUCGGUAAAGGAGCGGUGGCUGGGGUGAAGAGGUCUGUACAGUACCGAUUUGGU